CAACGCCGCCUCAGUUGCAAAAGCUAAAGCAAACAGAGCAGACGAAAGCGCACUACCAAAGAAAACAACAGCAAAAUUUGCAUAGAAAGUGCAGAGUGAAUCAUCAUAAAAACACUUGUGCGAAAUUACGUUUAACGUGCAGCAAACAAAAUGGAUUACAAGCCUGUGCCCACUGUUGUGCCCCGCAGCCCCUUCGACCCCGCCAGCGACAGCCAGGAGCUGCGUGAUGCGAUGCGUGGCCUGGGCACCGAUGAGCAGAAAAUCAUCGAUGUGCUGACGACGCGCACCAAUGGGCAACGUCAGAAAAUUAGAGCCAUCUAUGAGUCAGAGUUCGAAAGCGAUCUUAUCGAUGACUUGAAGGGCGAGCUGGGCGGCCAUUUUGAAGAUGUUAUCGUGGCACUGAUGCGACCACCGGUCGAAUAUCUGUGCAAGCAGCUGCAUGCGGCCAUGGCCGGUGUGGGCACCGAGGAGGCAACGCUCGUCGAGAUCUUGUGCACCAAGAGCAACGAGGAGAUGCAGCAGAUUGCCGUCACCUACGAGGAUCAGUAUGGACGCCCCCUGGCCGAGCAGAUGUGCAGCGAGACGUCUGGCUUCUUUCGCCGCCUGCUCACGCUUAUUGUGACGGGAGUGCGUGAUAAUCUCGACACGCCCGUGGAUGCCGAGCAGGCCAAGGAUCAGGCUGCACAGCUGUAUGCGGCAGGCGAGGCCAAACUGGGCACCGACGAGGAGGUCUUCAAUCGCAUCAUGGCGCACGCCAGCUUCGCCCAGCUGCGUCUCGUCUUUGACGAAUACAAGGAGCUCUCUGGCCAGACCAUUGAGCAGGCGAUCAAGCAUGAGAUGGCCGAUGAGCUGCACGACGCCAUGAUGGCCAUAGUUGAGUGUGUGCAGUCGCCAGCGGCUUUCUUUGCCAAUCGUCUGUACAAGGCGAUGAACGGCGCCGGCACCGAUGACGCGACGCUUAUACGCAUCAUUGUCUGUCGCUCUGAGAUCGAUCUGGAGACCAUCAAGCAGGAGUUUGAGCGCAUCUACAAUCGCACGCUCCACAGUGCUGUUGUGGCGGAGACUUCGGGUGAUUACAAGCGCGCUUUGACAGCGCUGUUGGGAGGCGCCUAAGCAGGAACAGAAACAGGAAUAUAAGAAUGUCAAUGCUAAUCCGAGAUUAAAUAUAUAUAUAUAUAGUAUUGUAGUGCCUUUAGAACAGUAUGACUCGCUUUUAAUGUUUGCUUGAAGCGCACAGUUGCAGCUAUACAAUUAUUAUUAUGUGUAUUACAAAACUUAAGCUAAAACUUUAAGUUUUAAUAAAAUUGUUACUCA
This is a messenger RNA of Drosophila albomicans, 1314 nucleotides long. It is a transcript of the gene AnxB10, whose product is annotated as annexin B10. Bases 151 to 1113 code for a protein of 320 amino acids. Gene Ontology annotation, molecular function: calcium-dependent phospholipid binding; calcium ion binding. The transcript has 4 exons. The record is from RefSeq and is a predicted model, not a curated record. Gene Ontology annotation, cellular component: cytoplasm. Lineage: Eukaryota; Metazoa; Arthropoda; Insecta; Diptera; Drosophilidae.